GAAGUCUUUGUUUUUGAUUUUGCAUUCAAGCUUGUGUGGAGUAAAGACUUACUGACUGGACUGACUAGGCUACCCAACUCUUAUUCGACUGAAAAUGUUUAAACUACAGUUGUUGCGUGUGUUUUUAAAUGAGCGUUUAACGGCGGCUGCUGUGGAGAUUUUUGGGGCAGUUGAGAAAACGGUAAUGGAGUACCAGGAGGAGAAUGAUCGGCUACGGAGACUGCUGCGGAUCACACCGGAGCUCAUUACACCAGAGACACAACUAUGUCGAACUGACUCCCUGCAGCUCUCUGUCUCUGAAGAGGAGGUUCCCUCUGAGCAGCAGCACUGUGAGCAGGAGUGGAGUCCCAGUCUGGGGCAGGAGGACCCAGAGACCAUACAGAUUAAAGAGGAACAGGAGGAAGUCAGGACCAGUCAGGAUGAAGAGCAGCUUCAAGGGUUCUUUGACACCAAAGACUCCAUAUUUACUCCUUCCUGUGUGAAAAGUGAAUGUGAUCAGGAUGAAUCACUUCAGUCCCUGACUCUUCCCCAAACCCGGACUGUGGAGAACAGAGAGAGUGACUCUAAACUAAUGAAUCUCAAACCUUUUGGCAUUGUGACCCGCCUAAAGGAUCUCAACAUUCUGUAUGACCCUCCAGAUUAUCAAAACAAUGCUUUCAACCUCAGCUCAGCCGUAAGCAGCGACCCAGUAGGACUUUACAGCAGCCCACCAUUGGAUCCCAACCCACCAAUGGAGAAACAGUGUUUCAUACCCAGCACAUCUAGAAAAACUCACCACUGCCGUGACUGUGGUGAAACAUUUGCACUGAAAGCUGACCUGCAGAGGCAUGUGACUCACACCAGGAAGAGACCCAGUGAAUGCCUCUUCUGCAAAAAACUCUAUAACUCCACCUGUAAACUGAAGGCCCACGUCAGGCUCUGUCACGGUGGGAAACCCUGCACCUGCCCCUUUUGUGGAAAGACCUUCAAACAAAAAGGACAUCUGUCCAGGCACAUGAGUAUUCACACAGGAGAGAAACCAUUUUGCUGUGGUGACUGUUGGAAAAGCUUCAAUCGUAAGGAGCACCUUACCAGGCAUAUACGCAUUCACAGAGGAGAGAAACCUUUUAGCUGUGGUGACUGUGGGAAAAGCUUCAAUCGCAAGGAGCACCUAACUGAACAUAGACAGACUCACACAGGAGAAAAACAACAUGGCUGCUCAGUCUGUGGUAAAAGAUUCACUCGGAAGACUCAUCUACUGAAACAUAUGGAUAAUAUCCACAAAGAGAGGAAAACAGACAGAAGAAAGAAAAUCUUCAGUCAGAAGAUGGGAAUAAAAAGGCAGAAUGUGGACAACACUCUUAGGAAAGGAAAGCAACUCCAGACCAUUCAUACUAUGGGUCUCAGAUAAAUAAAUCUUUGAAUGUAAAUUAAGUUUGAUCAUUACCUCAUCAUUCAAAUCAAACAGUACAGAGUAUUGUAGGAAAUUCACAGGUCUGCUGUAAUAAUAAUAAUAAGUAAUAAUUCAUUACAUUUGUAAAGGGCUUUUAAUUAUACAGAAUAAUCUCAAAGUGCAUAAAAUGAAACCCCCCAAAUAUAUAUUAAUGGACACAAUUACACGGGGCAACUGACAGAUGACGCUACAAGGGACAUGGACAAGGAGGGAUAUUGCCAUGAAUACACUGGAAAGUCAGCAGGAGGGGUUUGAAUUCAGUCUGGAAUGAGAUGGGGAGCCAGUACAGAGAUGCCAGGAUGGAGGUGAUGUGAUGGUGUUGUGAUGGGGAGCCAGUACAGAGAUGCCAGGAUGGAGGUGAUGGUGUUGAGAUGGGGAGCCAGUACAGAGAUGCCAGGAUGGAGGUGAUGGUGUUGGAUGGGGAGCCAGUACAGAGAUGCCAGGAUGGAGGUGAUGUGAUGGUGUUGAGAUGGGGAGCCAGUACAGAGAUGCCAGGAUGGGGGUGAUGGGAUGGUGUUGAGACGGGGAGCCAGUACAGAGAUGCCAGGAUGGAGGUGAUGUGAUGGGGAGCCAGUACAGAGGUGAUGUGAUGGGGGUGAUGUGAUGGUGUUGAGAUGGGGAGCCAGUACAGAGAUGCCAGGAUGGGGGUGAUGUGAUGGUGUUGAGACGGGGAGCCAGUACAGAGAUGCCAGGAUGGGGGUGAUGUGAUGGUGUUGAGAUGGGGAGCCAGUACAGAGAUGCCAGGAUGGGGGUGAUGUGAUGGUGUUGAGAUGGGGAGCCAGUACAGAGAUGCCAGGAUGGAGGUGAUGUGAUGGUGUUGAGAUGGGGAGCCAGUACAGAGAUGCCAUGAUGGGGGUGAUGUGAUGGUGUUGAGACGGGGAGCCAGUACAGAGAUGCCAGGAUGGGGUGAUGUGAUGGUGUUUCGCACUCUCAUCAGGAUCCUGGCAGGGCUGUUCUGGAUGUACUGGAGACUUUGGGACUGACAGGGAUCCAGGUGAAGACUGUGUUGUAGUCUAGGAGACUCCUGACAGGGAUCCUGGUGAAGAGUACAUUGCAGUAGUCCAGCCUUGCAGAGAUAAAGGCAUGGACAAGCUGUACAAAGUCUUUAUCAUGUUUUUAUAUCAUUACAAAUAGGAAUAUCUGGUCGUUUGAUUCAGAAUGUCUCUCAGGGUGAUGAGAUAAUAGUCGGAUGGAUGUUAUCGAUACAUGAAAUGAAAUAAAAUUCCAGAAAAGGUC
Messenger RNA from Salvelinus fontinalis (brook trout), 2668 nucleotides. Its product is annotated as zinc finger protein 681-like. The transcript has 2 exons. Bases 95 to 1390 code for a protein of 431 amino acids. Gene Ontology annotation, biological process: regulation of transcription by RNA polymerase II. Gene Ontology annotation, molecular function: RNA polymerase II cis-regulatory region sequence-specific DNA binding; DNA-binding transcription factor activity. NCBI's taxonomy places the organism in Eukaryota, Metazoa, Chordata, Actinopteri, Salmoniformes, Salmonidae. The record is from RefSeq and is a predicted model, not a curated record.